Molecule: messenger RNA, 2190 nt
Organism: Hevea brasiliensis (rubber tree)
Lineage: Eukaryota; Viridiplantae; Streptophyta; Magnoliopsida; Malpighiales; Euphorbiaceae
Exons: 3
Coding region: 139-1929 (596 amino acids)
Source: RefSeq, a predicted model, not a curated record
GCAUAAAUCAUAGUUUUUAUUAUUAAAACCCCGACAAGCAGACAGUGUGUGGUUGUUUUCGUCGAGAAGAAGUGAGAAACCGAACUAUUACUCCAAAUUUCUCAACCCCUAAUAUUAAACAAUUCUUUGUUUUAUGAGAUGAUGAAUACGUCUCAGUUUAUGGACAAGCAGGUAAUGGAUUUGACAUCUUCUUCAACCUCAAAUCAAUCGCCGUCGCCUUCCACCGCCGGCGGAGAUUUUAUUGAUCUGAUGAAUCCUCCCCAGGGCGACAGUCAACACCAGAGUCAUUAUAAUUCCAAUGCUAGUUCCAUAAUUGGAAGUGCUGGUGAUAGUGGGAUCAGGAAGGAGGAGAUCGUUCCCAGUUACGAUUUUCAGCCGGUUCGUUCUAUUGCUUCGAGUCUUGAUUCUUCCAUUCCUGGUCUCGGAGCUCCAACUUCUGCCUCUAGGGUUUGGAAUUCCGCUGAUUCUAAAUCUAAUUCCGUUCACAUUUCUUCUGCCUUGCCUAUCAGAAAUUAUGGUUCUUUGGACUCUAUUGAACCUGCAAGAGUCCUUGUUGAGAAGGAUCAAAAUGCUUCUGAUGUGGCAAUAGUGUCUGAGAUUGAUAAAUCGAUGAAGAAAUAUGCUGAUAAUUUGGUGCAUAUUCUGGAAGGUGUCAGUGCACGACUGACACAACUGGAGAGCAGAACCCGCCACCUUGAGAAUUCUGUGGAUGAUUUGAAACUGUCUGUUGAAAACAAUCAUGGAAGCACAGAUGGGAAAAUAAGGCACCUGGAGAACAUUUUGAGAGAGGUGCAAACAGGGGUGCAUCUUUUAAAGGAGAAGCAGGAAAUAGUUGAGAGUCAGCUGCAACUUACAAAGCUGCAAGUAUCUAAGGGAGGCCAGCAACAAUCAGAAACCCAAAACUCUGGGCACAUGGACACUGUGCAGCAAGCAGCAUCUGCCCCUCCACAAUCUCACCAGCAGCUGCAACAAGCAGCACCUGCCCCUCCACAUACUCACCAACAACUUCCUCCCAUCACUUUUCCGCAAUCCAUUCCUUCUGUUCCUGUUUCUGUUCCUCCUCCUGCUGUCCCUCCACCACCUAUUUUCCAACAAAAUUUGUCACCUCCUGCUCCACUUCCAAACCAGUUACCGCAGAGUCAGAUUCCCUCUGUCCCUCAGAGAGAGCCUUACUAUUCACCGCCUAGUCAAACACAAGAUCCUCCAAAUCUACAAUAUCAGGUAUCUCCAUCACAGCAUUCACAGCCCUCUCAUGCAGGACCACCACAUCAAUCAUAUCAACUUGCCCCUCAACCACAGUACUCUCAGCCACCCCAGUUGCCUCAACCCCAAACUCAACCAUUAGUUUCAGUAUGUCACCAUCCUGAAGAGGCACCUUAUGUUCCCUCUCAGAGUUACCCACCAAGCUUACGCCAGUCAUCCUCUCAGCCAGCUAGUGGGGCUCCUCCUUCCCCGCAGUUUUAUGGGGCUCCUUCACACAUAUUUGAACCACCAUCCAGUAGACCAAGUUCAGGGUUUUCAGCAGGAUAUGACCCACCUUCUGGGACUACUGAAUCUUAUCCUUAUGGCGGACCACCUUCUCAGUAUGGUAGCAAACCUCCAAUGAAACCACAGCAGCUCUCAUCUCUUGCUAUGUCUCACAGUGCUGGAAGUGGGUACCCUCAGCUUCCCACUGCUCGGAUAUUACCACAUGCAUUACCUACUGCUUCUGGGGUUGGUGGUGGUUCUAGUUCUUCUGGAACUGGAAAUAGGGUUCCCAUUGAUGAUGUGGUUGAUAAAGUGACAAAUAUGGGAUUUCCAAGAGAACAUGUUCGAGCAACUGUUAGGAAGUUGACAGAGAAUGGUGAAUCAGUUGAUCUGAACAUAGUGCUUGAUAAGCUGAUGAAUGAUGGAGAAGUCCAGUUCCAGAGAAGUUGGCUUGGUCGGUGACUUAUCCUUUUAUUCAUGCUGAUGUAUAGAAUUAUAACCUGUUUCAGGAUUGACUUUGCAGAGGGGGACUGUUUACUGGGAGAGGAUGGGUUAUUGUCCCCUGGCUGGAUUCUUCUUCCUUUCUCACAAUUCUUUUCUAGUUUAUCGGUUGUGUUAAAAUCUCUUUCAUACUUGUCUAGCUCUGCUUUGUGACUACCUGUCUUAAUCCGGGUCGUGAAUGCUCAAUAAUAUGAAGAGGUUUAUCAGUGUUCCAUUUGUUUA